Cannabis sativa is the source of this 1676-nucleotide messenger RNA. Its product is annotated as probable trehalase. The transcript is spliced from 5 exons. Gene Ontology annotation, molecular function: alpha,alpha-trehalase activity. The record is from RefSeq and is a predicted model, not a curated record. Gene Ontology annotation, biological process: trehalose catabolic process. Bases 408 to 1559 code for a protein of 383 amino acids. Lineage: Eukaryota; Viridiplantae; Streptophyta; Magnoliopsida; Rosales; Cannabaceae.
UUUUUUAUUCUAUUUUCUCUAUUAUUGUAAAUUACUGUUAAUUUAUAAUAAUAUAAAAAAAUUUCAAAAAAAAAUUGAAGUGGCAAAAAAAUUAAAAGAGAAAAAAAAAACAGCUAACUUUAUAAAAAGAAAAUUAAUAAAAAAAGUUUUUUUUGCAAUAAUAAAAAAGUACGUAUUUGCAUGCAUGAGCGAGAAUAAUGAGAUUAUUGCUAUUAAGGCCUUAUAAUUACUUUCUUUUGCAAAUUUGACCUUUUCCAAGUCUUUAUUUAAUUAGAGUCUUUAUUAAUAAAGCCAGUUAUUAUUUUUCCUAAAUUAUAUAAUUAAUCCAAAUAUCUCCAAAACAAAACCCCAACAAUCUCUUCUCUUCUUCCAUAUUUUCUCAAAAAAAAAAAAAAAAAAAAAAAACAAUGUCAAGUUCGAAUCUUUAUCCUCACACGAUUUCCCAAACCCCAAAAACCCAACCUUUACCGUCACCGGCGACGAAAAACCCCGUCGCCGUGAAAUUCUCAUUCCCACCCAGUUCAGAUUCGGACCCCAUAACAAUCCCAACAACCCCUUUAGUCACUUUCCUCGAAAGGGUUCAAGAAACAGCACUCCAAACAUUUGGGAAGUCAAACUUUGACCCCAAACUCUACGUUGAUUUGUCGUUAAAGACCGAUUUGAAGGUUGCCGAAGCCGGGUUGAAUCGGGUCGUGGAAACCGGGUCGGGUUUGAGGGAAUAUAUAGAGGAAUAUUUUGAGGGUGCAGGGGAAGAUUUGGUGUACUGUGAAGCAGAAGAUUAUGUGGCUGAGCCAGAAGGGUUUUUACCUAAGGUGAAGAAUGAAGAAGUGAGAAAAUGGGCAUUGGAAAUUCAUUCACUUUGGGGAAAUUUGAGUAGGAAAGUUUCCGGUGAGGUGUGGCGGCGGCCGGAACGGCAUACUCUUCUUCCUCUGCCGGAAUUGGUUAUGGUUCCUGGCUCAAGAUUCAGAGAGGUUUAUUAUUGGGAUUCUUAUUGGGUUAUAAGGGGAUUACUAGCAAGUAAAAUGUAUGAAACAGCAAAAGCAAUUGUGAAUAACCUCAUUUUCCUCAUAGAAGAACAUGGAUAUGUACUCAAUGGUGCAAGAGCCUAUUACACAAAUAGGAGGUAUGUGAGAAAAAGCCAUAUCUUUCUUAAUGGUGUAGUGGUUGAUAAAGUCAUGAGAAGUCUUCAAAAAUCAGGUCUUGUUCAUUCUGCUGGUAUUGCUACAUCUCUUACAAAUUCAGGACAACAAUGGGAUUUUCCAAAUGGUUGGGCUCCAAUCCAACAUAUGAUUAUUGAAGGUUUAACAAGAUCUGGAUUGAAAGAAGCAAGAUCAAUGGGAAGAGAAAUUGCAGUGAGUUGGCUUAGAACAAAUUAUGUAACUUUCAAGAAGACAAAAACAAUGCAUGAAAAAUACAAUGUGGAGAAAUGUGGAUUUUUUGGAGGUGGUGGUGAAUAUGUGCCUCAGACUGGUUUUGGGUGGUCAAAUGGAGUAGUGUUGGCAUUGUUGGAAGAGUUUGGUUGGCCUGAAGAUCUAAGCAUUGAUUGCCCAAUUGCUUAGUUAGGAUUAUUAUUAUAUUAUUAUUAUUUACACAUUGCCUAAUUUAUCAAAAUAAUAUUGUAACAAAUAAUAUUUUUUUUAAUAGUAUUUGGUGUAACAAAUAAUAGAAAGUAAUAA